CAGCCCCAUUCAGCCAUGAGAGCGGUUGUGCUGGCUCUGUCUCUGGCCCUAGUGGCUGGACAACAUUCUAGCCUUGCUCCAAUUUUUGCUCCUGGCAAAACGUAUGUGUAUAAUUAUGAGGUAUCCCUCAUGACUGGUCUACCUGAAAUGGGUUUGGGGAGAGCAGGAGUCUAUGGCAACUGCAAAUUUCUAAUCAGUGCCAUAGACCAAAACACAUUGGUGUUGAAGAUUGCAGAUAUUGAGAUAAAUGAGUUCAAUGGCAUCUGGUUAAAGGAUCAUCCAAAUCUCAUGAGCAUGCUUCCUAAGAUUAUGGAGCCAGAAACCAGCAUUCCAAUCAAGUUUGAAUACAGCAAUGGUACUGUUGGAAAAAUCUAUGCCCCUGAAAAAGUCUCAGAUUUUGUACUGAACUUCUACAAAGGCUUCCUGAACUUCUUUCAGCUUAACAUAAAAAAGACGCACAAUGUUUAUGAUCUGCACGAGGCUGGAAUUGAGGGUGUGUGCAAGACCCUCUACUCUGUCAACGAAGAUGUAAAGGCUGACCGAAUCUUAUUGACUAAAACUAGGGACAUAAACCACUGUCAAGAAAGGAUCUAUAGGGACAUGGGGUUGGCAUACACUGAGAAAUGUGAGGAGUGCCAGAAGAUAUCUAAGAAUCUGAGAGGUACAGCAUCAUACAGAUACAUCUUGAAGCCAGUUCCCAGCGGCAUCAUGAUCACGAAAGCAGAUGUAAAUGAGAUAAUCCAGUUCUCACCAUUCUCUGAGCAUCAUGGAGCUGCUCAAACUGAGAUUAAGCUAACCGUCGUCUUCCUUGAGAUUCAAAAUACCACCAUUACACCGAACCCUGUUGAGUAUCAUCACCGCGGAUCUCUCAAGUAUGAGUUCUCUAAAGAGUUUGAGUGGACACCCCUUCAGUUUGUCAAAGUCACUGAUUUGCAGGUCCAGAUCCAGGACCUUCUGGAUCAUAUAGUUACCCACAAUGCUGAGAAAGUCAAUGACAAUACUCCUUUGAAGUAUUUGGAAUUAAUUCAUCUUUUACGUCUUGCCUGCAAUGAAGAUCUGGAAGGGCUUUGGAGCAAGUAUAAAAAUAUUCCCUCUCACAGACUCUGGCUCUUGGAAGCUGUUCCAGCUUCUGGAACCACUACUGCUCUCAGAUUCAUCAAGGAGAAAAUUGUAGCUGAAGACUUAAGUGUUGUUGAGGCAGUCAGAACAUUGGCUGCAGCUGUUCACAUGGUUACAGCAAACCCAGAAACCAUCAAGCUUUUUGAGACCCUGAUGGAAGACAACAAAAUCAAUGCCAACCCAGUUCUGCGCGAGAUUGUCUUCCUCGGCUACGGCACAAUGAUUUCCAAAUAUUGUACAGAGUCAGAUAACUGUCUUGUUGAGUUUGUUCAGCCAAUCCAAAAGCAUCUCUCAGAGGCCGUUUCAAAGGGAGAGACAGAAGACAUCAUCUUGUAUGCAAAGGUUUUGGGAAAUGCAGGACACCCCAGUAGCCUCAAGUCAAUCACAAAAAUUAUGCCUAUUCACGGCACUGCUGCUGCAUCUCUGCCAAUCAGAGUCCAUAUUGAAGCCAUUAGGGCUCUGAGCAACAUUGCAAAGAAAGAAUCAAGAAUGGUCCAGGAACUGGCUCUUCAGCUCUACAUGGAUAAGGCUCUUGAUCCAGAACUUCGUAUGCUCUCAUGCAUUGUCCUGUUUGAGACCAAUCCUUCAAUGGCCCUGAUUUCCACCCUCGCCAAUGCUGUUAAGUCAGAGGAAAAUUUGCAGGUUGCCAGCUUCACAUACUCUCACAUGAAGUCCAUGAGCAGGAGUGCUUCUGUUAUUCAUCCAUCAGUGGGUGCAGCUUGCAAUGUUGCCAUGAAGAUCUUGAGUCCAAAGCUGGACAGACUGAGCCUACGUUUUAGCAAAGCCAUCUAUGGGGAAUCCUAUAGCAGCUAUUUUAUGCUUGGUGCUGCUGCUACCGCUUUCUACAUCAAUGAUGCUGCCACCUUCCUGCCAAGGUCUGUUGUUGCCAAGACAAGAGCCUUCUUUGCUGGAGCUGCUGCUGAUGUUCUGGAGAUUGGAGUGAGAACUGAUGGACUGCAAGAGACCCUUCUGAAAAACCCUUCAGUUCUUGACAGUGCAGACAGGAUCACCAAGAUGAAACGUGUUAUCAAGGCUCUGUCUCAUUGGAGGUCCUUGCCAAACAACAAACCUUUAGCUUCCUUUUAUAUCAAACUGUUUGGACAGGAGAUUGCCUUUGCAAACAUCGAUAAACCCAUGAUUGAACGGGCUAUUGAGCUUGCCAGUGGACCCUCUGUUCAGACAUAUGGUAUAAAGGUUCUUAAGACUAUGCUCCUCUCUGGUGUCAGUUUCAACUAUACAAUGCCUGUGAUGUUUACUGAGGUGCGACGCGUAAUACCCACUAGUUCUGGCCUUCUAGUGGAACUCAGUCUUUUUUCUGCUGCUGUGGCUGCAGCUGUUGUAAAAAUUAAACCAACUCUGUCACAACGUCUGCCUGAAGACUUUCCUCUCUCUCGCCUUCUGGAAACAGAUAUCAAACUUGAGACUGAGGUCAAUCCAAGUUAUGCUAUGGCCACAUAUGCUGUAAUGGGAACAAACACUCCAAUUUACAAUCAGUUAAUAGUGUCAAGAGUUAAAUUUAACUCAACUCUGCCCUCCAAAAUCUCUGCAAAACUUGAUAUUAAAGAGGGUGACUUCAAGAUAGAAGUACUUCCUGUUUCUGCUCCUGAAAACAUCACAGCUGGAAGCGUUGAGACCUAUACUGUGGCAAGAAACAUAGAAAACCCAACAGUUGAAAAAAUCACUCCAAUCUUGCCUAGCAAAGUUUUGGAAUCCUUCCCAAUUCAGAUUCUUUCAAACAAGGACUCUUCUUCUGCAGAGAUAUCCUCAGAAAUCAUUGAGGAAGAUGACAAACAAAAGGUUCCAUUCUUUGUUAAGAGAUAUUGUACCAAGCACCGUGCCAUUGGACUCAAAGCCUGCUUCAAGGUUGCCACUGAAAAUGCUGCUUUUAUCCACGAUACUGCCCUAUACAGAAUGAUUGGAAGUCAAAAUGCUUCCUUCUCUAUAACACCAAUUGAAGGUGAAGCAGUGGAGAGACUGGAGAUGGAGGUUAAAGUUGGAGCUAAAGCAGCAGAGAAGAUCAUUAAGCAAAUCAACUUGAAUGAUGGGGCAGCAACAGUGCUGUCAAAGCUCAACAAAAUCCUGGCUUCAAAUAAGAACCACACUUUAUCCUCCUCCUCAAGCUCCAGCAGCAGUUCUUCCUCAAAGCAUUUCUACAAAUCCUCAUCCUUUAGCUCUUUCUCUCAUCAAAGUAGCACUAGCAGCAGCAGAAGCAGUCACAGCAGCAGAAGCAACAGCAAUAGCAGCAAAUUGAGCUCCUCAAGAUCCUUCAGCAAUUCAUCGAGAUCAAGCUCUGCAUCAAGCCUUGCUUCCCUGUUCAGUGCUGAAUCAAGCUCUUCUCGUGACAGUGCUCGUCGUUCAAUGCAAAAGGCCAAUUCUCACAGGUUUAGGAAGAGCCACAAAAACCAGACUUUGUCAGAAGAGCGUUCGAGAAGCAGAAGCUUAAAAAAAAGAAACAUUUUUUUUCAGUCGAAUGCAGUUUGAACAAUGACACACUCAGAACAUUUAACAACAGAAGAUACAAG
Oryzias melastigma (Indian medaka) is the source of this 3641-nucleotide messenger RNA. Its product is annotated as vitellogenin-1. Gene Ontology annotation, biological process: lipid transport. Bases 16 to 3600 code for a protein of 1194 amino acids. The record is from RefSeq and is a predicted model, not a curated record. Gene Ontology annotation, molecular function: lipid carrier activity. The transcript is spliced from 24 exons. NCBI's taxonomy places the organism in Eukaryota, Metazoa, Chordata, Actinopteri, Beloniformes, Adrianichthyidae.